AUGACGCCCAGCUGGACCGCCUUGUUCCUCUUGGCCUGCCUCCUGCUGGCCACGAGAGCCACAGACCUUACGACGCUCAACAGCGCGGGACAGAGCAUCCACGACAUCAAGGGCGGAGCCGCCACCACCAUCACCAAGAAGGGCAACCCGCUGCUCAUGCUCAUGGAGCCGGCCCUGCCUGCGCUCAAGUACAUGCUGCCGCUGAUGGCGCUCCUGGCGCUCCCGGAGUUGCUGAGUUCUGCGCUGAGUGGACUCAGGGGCGUCGCGGGAUUCGGCCAGGGAUACGGGGUUCAGGCCCGGGGACGUCGCUCCGCACCCGUCGACUUCGUAGAAGGGGCCCAGCAGAUGAUGUCGCUGCUCAGCAGGCUCGACGAGGCCGUGCAGAAGUACGGGAGCCAGGAGGCCGCUUGUCAACUCCGGGCCAUGUGCGAGCUGCAUCGGGGAGGCAUGAGUCCCGAAGCCGGCGUCAUCGCCAAGAAUCUCAUCUCUUUGCUGAAGGUUGAGAGCCGAGUCGAGCGAUCCACGAUGCCGGACGACCAAAAAACGGCGCUACGAGACUUUCUGCGAGCGGCGCAACACGGCCUCCACCACCGCAACUGCACGCAGAUCUACAGCGGAGAGUGUCCGGACACCACUUCGUAG
Ixodes scapularis (black-legged tick) is the source of this 642-nucleotide messenger RNA. RefSeq lists its product as uncharacterized. NCBI's taxonomy places the organism in Eukaryota, Metazoa, Arthropoda, Arachnida, Ixodida, Ixodidae. Bases 1 to 642 code for a protein of 213 amino acids. The transcript is spliced from 2 exons. The record is from RefSeq and is a predicted model, not a curated record.